This is a messenger RNA of Penicillium pulvis, 1188 nucleotides long. RefSeq names its product DUF2841 domain-containing protein. NCBI's taxonomy places the organism in Eukaryota, Fungi, Ascomycota, Eurotiomycetes, Eurotiales, Aspergillaceae. The transcript is spliced from 3 exons. Bases 1 to 1188 code for a protein of 395 amino acids. Gene Ontology annotation, molecular function: DNA-binding transcription factor activity. The record is from RefSeq and is a predicted model, not a curated record. Gene Ontology annotation, cellular component: nucleus.
AUGGCUCUUCGGCAACAGCACGUCACUUUAAAUUAUCGCCAUUACGCCCUCGUAUAUAUCGACCGACACGGUAACCUCCACCAUGAGUUGUCGCCUUCCGUUGCGGAUGCUAGUCAGUCGAUCCUGUCACCUGAAGUCACUACUACCUUUCUGGCAGCGGCAGCGGCAGCGAACCCAGCGACAACAAAUGUGCUUAGCGGCCCUAGUGGCAUUCCUUUCUUCAAUGCAGGCGACAGAGAAACUUGGUUAACGGCCAUAUCUAAGGCUUCUAGCCAAUCGACUAGGACUACGAUAUCGAUCGACAAUGCAGAAUUACUGCGUCUUUAUUACGAAGAGGGGUUGGAAAAAUUCCACCAAACAAAUUGUCGAGCCCUUGCAAAAAGCUACAUAAAGCUCAUAGAGCCACACAAGCGGACACAUUAUCCAUAUAAUGGGCGAAUGGUUGUCUCAGGCAGACUAGUACAGCUAGAUCCAGAGACAACUAAGCCGCCAUGGUGGCCAUCUGGGGUGACCCACCGUGAACCCGAUCGCCUUACGAAAGCCGAACGUAUCCGACUUCUUGUCUCUAUCAUAUGCGACCUACGGUCUAGCCAUCAAAUCACUGCCAAGAAACUAAGAGGUGCCGACGAGGCUAUUCGUGGUCAGGUAACCCCACCUGAGCAACUCCGAAUUCUGGACGAAAUCUACCGAGUUCGCGAACAGGAAGAGAAAUUUCUUGAUGGGGCAAAUUACUCCCAGGUCGAAAUUGCGAUCCCAGGCAAUCAAGAAUCCCAAACGCAGUCAACUCUGGUUUCGUAUGAGAAAGAUAAACAGGAACUCACACCACGAGAGUAUGGCCAGAUGCAGAGGAUAUUAUCUACCUGCGAUAUUGCUCCUCCGGUCAGGCCAGCUAUGGUGCAAAGCCAUUGCCCAACUGGCUCGGACCCCGUUUACUAUGCACCAGUGGGCUUAGAGUACUCUUCAAUGCCUAUUUCUGGUGCUCCACAAGGCUUGAAAAGGAAGCGUGAAUAUUCCAAGAUCCUUCCAGCAUAUCAGAGCAGCUCCAUAGAACCGAUACACAACAUCUCGGGUCCUACCAGCAAUAUGCAGCCAUACUCAAACGACUUUUAUUACAACGCUCCUAUGCUACCAUACCAUGCAUACCAUGGGACGGAGAACUUAGGUCAGCCUUACGUCGCCUACAUCUAA